UACCUAUUUUUAUCGGUUAGAACGAAUAUCUACAGUUUUAAGCUGUUGCCUUUUCGGUCCAAGGCAACAUAACAACGGCGCAAUGGCUUCACAGGGACUCACAACGGGAUUCCUAUCGGAAAUCAUGAAGGGAAACGAAUUGGAGAAUCCGGUGGUACAAGUGAUCGGUUCCAAACGCAUCGCUAGCACUGGCGAGCAGUCGGAGCGCUUUCGAUUGCUAAUAUCGGACGGAAAGUCCCUGUACAGCUUCGCUAUGCUCGCGACCCAGCUGAACGAUAUACACAAACAGGGCAAGCUGUCGGAGUACACCAUCAUACGGAUCGACCGAUACACCACCUCGGUUAUCAAUCGGAACGAGAAGGGCGAGAAGCGGGUGCUAAUUAUCGUUGAGCUGACCGUACUGAAAGACGGCAGCGAGGUCGGCGAAAAGAUUGGCAAUCCGCAACCGAUGACGGACACACCGUCGCAGUCGAGCUCUAGCGCAGAAAAGCCAUCGUACGGAAGUGCAACCAGCAACGGUUCCGUUCGCACACCAGCUCCGAGCGCCGCUUCGGCCAACGUAUCGAUCGCCGAGUCGCUCACGCACUGCAUUUCGUCGCUCAGCCCGUACCAGAACAAGUGGACCAUUAAGGCCCGGGUAAUCUCCAAGUCGGGCAUCCGCACCUGGAGCAAUGCGAAGGGCGAAGGAAAAUUGUUCAGCAUGGACAUCAUGGACGAGUCGGGAGAGAUCCGCGUGACGGCGUUUAAGGAGCAGUGCGAUCGCUUCUACGAUAUGAUCGAGCCGGACAAGGUGUACUUCAUCUCGAAGUGCCAACUGAAGCCAGCCAACAAGCAGUUUACAAACCUGAAGAAUGACUACGAGAUGUCGAUGACCGGAGAAACGGUCGUGCAGCUGUGCACGGAAAGCGACGGGUCAUUGCCUGCGAUUCAGUACAACCUUGUGCCGAUCUCGCAGAUUGCCAACAUGGAACCGAACGCCAUGGUCGACGUGAUCGGCGUGUGCAAGGAGGCAGGCGAUGUGGUUCAGUUUACUGCGAAGGCUUCGGGCCGUGAGUUGCGCAAACGGGAGGUGACACUGGUCGACUCGAGCAAUGCUUCGGUACAGCUUACGCUGUGGGGCGACGAUGCACAAAACUUUGCAGCUACCGACAAUCCGGUGGUUUUGCUGCGUUCCGUACGCAUAUCCGAGUUUGGUGGUGGUAAGUCACUCGGUUUGGUCGGGGGCAGCGUGAUGAAGCUCAAUCCGGACAUGGAGGAAGCGUUUAAAGUGCGAGGCUGGUUCGAAAAUGAAGGACGCCAAGCUUCGGUGUCCAGUAUCUCGGCCAGGACGGGAGCGGGAACCGGAUUCAACACCGAGUGGCUGUCGUUGCAAGAGGCUACCGAUCGCAGUUUGGGCGCCGGAGACAAGCCUGAUUAUUUUCAGGUGAAGGCGAUGAUCCAUACGAUCAAGUCGCAGAAUGCCGUGUACAAGGCGUGCCCGGAGGCGGACUGCAACAAAAAGGUGAUCGAUCAGGAGAAUGGGCAGUACCGGUGCGAGAAGUGUAACGUCGAGUUUCCGAACUUCAAAUACCGUCUGCUCGUGAACAUGUUGAUCGGAGACUGGACGUCGAACCGUUACGUGACGGUGUUCACCGAGUUAGCGGAAGAGAUGUUUGGUAAAUCAUCGCAAGAGAUUGGCACCCUGGUCGAGCACCACACUGCAGACGCGGAACGACUCUUUACCUCGUUCUGUUUCAAGUCAUUUGUGUUCAAGCUCCGCACCAAGGUGGAAUUCUUCAACGAACAAGCCCGCAACAAGACAACGGCCGUUAGCGCAACACCGGUUAACCACAAAGAGUACAAUGCACUCCUUGUCAAGAGCAUCCAGGAGAUGACUGGCGUGGGAAAAAAUUAAUACCUCUCGUUCCGUUCCAAGGGAGGUCCAUCGAUCAUUUUGUCUGAUUUCUCGUUGAAUUCCACUUUCUUCUUCAUUCUAACGUAAAAAAAAACGUAAAAGGAUACGAAUAAAGCACCACCCGGUGGUCAU
Messenger RNA from Anopheles cruzii, 2026 nucleotides. RefSeq names its product replication protein A 70 kDa DNA-binding subunit (gene RpA-70). Lineage: Eukaryota; Metazoa; Arthropoda; Insecta; Diptera; Culicidae. Gene Ontology annotation, cellular component: nucleus; DNA replication factor A complex. Bases 83 to 1894 code for a protein of 603 amino acids. The transcript is spliced from 3 exons. The record is from RefSeq and is a predicted model, not a curated record. Gene Ontology annotation, biological process: telomere maintenance via telomerase; nucleotide-excision repair; meiotic cell cycle. Gene Ontology annotation, molecular function: damaged DNA binding; single-stranded telomeric DNA binding.